AUGGCGCCGCCGCAGUUCAACCUCAUCGACGGCGACGUCCUCGCAGAGAUCCUCCUCCGCCUCCCGCCAGACGAGCCCGAGCACCUCUUCCGCGCCGUCCUCGUCUGCAAGCCCUGGCUCCGCCUCAUCUGCGACCCCGCCUUCCGCCGCCGGUACCGCGCGUUCCACGGCGCCCCUCCGCUGCUCGGCCUCCUCCACAGGACCCAGGUACUGAUCGGAGACCCCGCCCCGCGCUUCGCGUCCACCACGUCGAUGCCCGACUUCCCCCACCCAGGCUCCGACGGCUGCCCCACGCGCCCCCUCGACUGCCGCCACGGCCGCGUCCUCAUCCACAUGUUCCAUGACCAGGAUGCGGGUCUCCUCGUCUGGGACCCCGUCACCGGCGACCGCCACGUGGUGCCCAAUCCGGACAUCGACUGGAUCGCCUACACCGGCGCGGUGUUCUGCGCCGCUGCCGGUUGCGACCACCUCGACUGCCACGGCGGCCCCUUCCGCGUCUUCUUCCUGGCCACCGACGAUGGUGAGGAAGUCAUCAAGGCGAGUGUGUACUCGUCGGCGAUGGGUGCGUGGACUGCGCCGGUAUCUCUCGACGAUAGCUGUGAAUGCUAUGCCCGGCACAGGCGAGAUUUGACUGCUAAGAGAAGGCGCUACAUACCCUAUGUCCAGUCUAGGCGUGUAGCCGCUAUCGAAGACGCAGUCUACUUCACAAUUUCGCGGUCUACUGCCAUUGCCAAGUAUGACUGCGGCAAGAAUCGCUUGUCUGUGAUUGACCCAUCACCACCAGAUACAGAGGUGUAUGGUGGUUUCAUUACUCUCAUGGUGAUGGAGGACAAUUCACUGGGGCUCGCUGGCGUUAAGGAUUUCAGUUUGAAUCUCUGGUCAAGGAAGGUGAAGGGAGCUGCAAAAUGGGUACCGUGCAUGGUCAUUGACCUGGAGAAAAUCAUGCCCAUGGCCAAACCCCUCAAAGGCAAUGGAGCAAAUGUGGUUGGUUUCGCAGAGGGUCUGGGUGUCAUCUUCGUUAGCACAGAGGAUGGCUUAUUCAUGAUCGAUCUCAAGUCCGGGUUGCUGAAGAAGGUUGCUGAACCUGGGUUCUACUUUUCCGUUUUGCCCUACAUGAGCUUCUACACUCCUGGUAUGGUACCAGUCCUUGAUUUUGUUGCCCUUCAUUGUACAGCUUCCAUAUGUUUGCAUACAUAGUUGGUUCCUGCUUGUGAACAAGCAGUCAUAGUGCAAGUAAUGCUCAUUCUUUGGUAGUUUGUAUUCCUGUAUAGACCUUGCCA
Molecule: messenger RNA, 1280 nt
Organism: Aegilops tauschii subsp. strangulata
Lineage: Eukaryota; Viridiplantae; Streptophyta; Magnoliopsida; Poales; Poaceae
Source: RefSeq, a predicted model, not a curated record